This is a messenger RNA of Candidula unifasciata, 1446 nucleotides long. Lineage: Eukaryota; Metazoa; Mollusca; Gastropoda; Stylommatophora; Geomitridae. The record is from the annotation of a GenBank genome assembly.
AUGGGUGAUUGGUGUCACUUAUGUAGGAAAUGGAUGGGUGAUUGGUGUCAGUUAUGUAGGAAAUGGAUGGGUGAUUGGUGUCAGUUAUGUAGGAAAUGGAUGGGUGAUUGGUGUCAGUUAUGUAGGAAAUGGAUGGGUGAUUGGUGUCAGUUAUGUAGGAAAUGGAUGGGUGAUUGGUGUCAGUUAUGUAGGAAAUGGAUGGGUGAUUGGUAUCAGCUGUGUAGGAAAUGGAUGGGUGAUUGGUGUCAGUUAUGUAGGAAAUGGAUGGGUGAUUGGUGUCAGUUAUGUAGGAAAUGGAUGGGUGAUUGGUGUCAGUUAUGUAGGAAAUGGAUGGGUGAUUGGUGUCAGUUAUGUAGGAAAUGGAUGGGUGAUUGGUGUCAGUUAUGUAGGAAAUGGAUGGGUGAUUGGUGUCAGUUGUGUAGGAAAUGGAUGGGUGAUUGGUGUCAGUUGUGUAGGAAAUGGAUGGGUGAUUGGUGUCAGUUAUGUAGGAAAUGGAUGGGUGACUGGUGUCAGUUAUGUAGGAAAUGGAUGGGUGAUUGGUGUCAGUUAUAUAGGAAAUGGAUGGGUGAUUGGUGUCAGUUAUGUAGGAAAUGGAUGGGUGAUUGGUGUCAGUUAUGUAGGAAAUGGAUGGGUGAUUGGUGUCAGUUAUAUAGGAAAUGGAUGGGUGAUUGGUGUCAGUUAUAUAGGAAAUGGAUGGGUGAUUGGUGUCAGUUAUGUAGGAAAUGGAUGGGUGAUUGGUGUCAGUUAUGUAGGAAAUGGAUGGGUGAUUGGUGUCAGUUAUGUAGGAAAUGGAUGGGUGAUUGGUGUCAGUUAUGUAGGAAAUGGAUGGGUGAUUGGUGUCAGUUAUGUAGGAAAUGGAUGGGUGAUUGGUGUCAGUUAUGUAGGAAAUGGAUGGGUGAUUGGUGUCAGUUAUAUAGGAAAUGGAUGGGUGAUUGGUGUCAGUUAUAUAGGAAAUGGAUGGGUGAUUGGUGUCAGUUAUGUAGGAAAUGGAUGGGUGAUUGGUGUCAGUUAUGUAGGAAAUGGAUGGGUGAUUGGUGUCAGUUAUGUAGGAAAUGGAUGGGUGAUUGGUGUCAGUUAUGUAGGAAAUGGAUGGGUGAUUGGUGUCAGUUAUAUAGGAAAUGGAUGGGUGAUUGGUGUCAGUUAUAUAGGAAAUGGAUGGGUGAUUGGUGUCAGUUAUGUAGGAAAUGGAUGGGUGAUUGGUGUCAGUUAUGUAGGAAAUGGAUGGGUGAUUGGUGUCAGUUAUGUAGGAAAUGGAUGGGUGAUUGGUGUCAGUUAUGUAGGAAAUGGAUGGGUGAUUGGUGUCAGUUAUAUAGGAAAUGGAUGGGUGAUUGGUGUCAGUUAUAUAGGAAAUGGAUGGGUGAUUGGUGUCAGUUAUAUAGGAAAUGGAUGGGUGAUUGGUGUCAGUUAUGUAGGAAAUGGAUGGGUGAUUGGUGUCAGUUAUGGUAG